Clonostachys rhizophaga is the source of this 782-nucleotide messenger RNA. The record is from the annotation of a GenBank genome assembly. Lineage: Eukaryota; Fungi; Ascomycota; Sordariomycetes; Hypocreales; Bionectriaceae.
AUGAACAAAGCAGGAAUGCUGUCUAGAAUCUCGCCAUUACUCAGAGUCCAAAGCCUUCGCCAGACCAUGAUCCGUCUCUUGCAAACUUGCCAGAUCUACCAGAUCCAAGGAGCGGAGACUCCAAUGGAAACACGGUCCUCCACGUGGCUGUAGCUGCUAAUCAUACACGCGGGAUGGAGAAGCUCCUGCAGUUGAAGGAAUAAGUGGACAUCAUCGAUUACAAGAACGACUGGGGCGGGACGCCCUUGGAAUUUGCAGUCUGUCACAAACAUUUCGAGGCAGCUGCUCUACUGCUCAGGUACGGUGCGAAGCCCAGAGGUAACCUUGGAGAUUUGACACCGCUUCUACACUACACCAUCUACAACGGGGAUGAUAAGAUGGCGAGUGUCUUGAUCCGAGGCGGUGCAGACAUUAACGAAAGGGACCAGAAUGGGAGCUGCCCUUUGCUUGCCUGUUUCCGGUGUGGCCAGUACAGGAUGUUCCAGAUUUUUGUCGACCACCGCAUUGAUCUGAACAAGGAGAUACUCAAUGGGGUGACAGUCAUGGGUCUGGCCUAUGGCAUGGGCGACGAAGAUUGUCUCCGCCAGAUACUGCGUGUUGGCGCCGACCCUGAUGCUCGGUGCACAGCCCGCGGCAGCAAAACCCUGCUUCAUAUCGCAGCCCAGGAGGGGAAUAUUUGGGCGGCUGAGAUGUUGCUGCAACACGGCGCAGAUCCCAGCGUCGAGGGCCGGGAAAUGUUAUGUCCGUCGUCUCGGCAAUAUCUCAGGAGAAUGAUGAGAUGA